AUGGUGUCGGCAGUGAGGCUGUCACAAGCAGCUGGUCCUUGUUCGAUGGAUGAAGAUCCGGUACACUCGACUUUAGAAGCGACGAGAGUUCUACUGCAGAUAGCCAAAUACGGCAUUAUAGCAAUUGCCGUUAUUAUCACCUUAUGCGUAUGUAUAUGCAGGUAA
Molecule: messenger RNA, 165 nt
Organism: Anisakis simplex (herring worm)
Lineage: Eukaryota; Metazoa; Nematoda; Chromadorea; Rhabditida; Anisakidae
Source: the annotation of a GenBank genome assembly